AUGGCCACAGGUAGCCCGAUGUUCUUCUCCAGGCAGCCAAAGCUCACCGCGCACGAGCACCACCCCGACAAGAAGGACGGCGAUGCAGCCCUCUUCUUGAGCAUCUCAGAGGCGUACGAGGAGCUGUCCAGCAAGUCGAGCGGCGAGAGCCCCUCUAUCCCCAACAUGUGUGAGGAGCUGUGGACGGAUCGGUCCGACUCGCCGCUCUGCAAGGCCUGCCUCAACGGCGACCGCGUCGAGGUGAAUCGGCUGCUCGCCGAGGCGCGCUCGGACCCCUUCCAGCAGGACAUCGUCAACAGGCCGGGCCGGUCUGGACUGACGCCGCUCAAGUACGCCUGCGUCAACGGGCACGACGCGAUUGUCGAGAAACUGCUCGAGUCCGGCUGCAGCGUGGACAGCACGAGCCGGGCGGGCGUGACGGCGCUGAUGGAGGCGUUGUGCGGAUCAUGGGGCGCCGACCGCUCUCGCCCCGACGGCGAGGGGAGGACGGCGGCACACUUCGCGCGCAAGGUCAAGAACGAGGCGGUGGCGGCGUGGCUGGAGAAGGGCAUCGACGCGGCGAAGCACGCCGGACUCCAGUCCGCUGUUCAGCUGGUGGUGGAUUGCGGAUGA
Emiliania huxleyi CCMP1516 is the source of this 612-nucleotide messenger RNA. RefSeq lists its product as hypothetical. Gene Ontology annotation, molecular function: protein binding. The coding region runs from base 1 to 612 and encodes 203 amino acids. Lineage: Eukaryota; Haptophyta; Isochrysidales; Noelaerhabdaceae. Gene Ontology annotation, cellular component: cytoplasm; nucleus. The transcript has 3 exons. The record is from RefSeq and is a predicted model, not a curated record.